Molecule: messenger RNA, 1071 nt
Organism: Dentiscutata heterogama
Lineage: Eukaryota; Fungi; Glomeromycota; Glomeromycetes; Diversisporales; Gigasporaceae
Source: the annotation of a GenBank genome assembly
AUGACUUUGUCUGAAGAUUUAAGUGCAGAUAAUUUAGAUUCAGAUUCUUUAAAACCAGUAUAUAAUUUAAUUGAACUGGGAUUAGAAGAAUAUGAAGACAAUAAAUUAGUUCUUAACACAGUUCAUGAUCUAAUACAAUUUUUUAAAAAAUAUUCAAACUUUUUUCAAAUAAGAGGAUUAGAAAAAUCAGAACUUGUAUUAUUUUUAAAAGCACAAUUAAUGGCCUUUGAAAUUAAUAAUAAAAACGUAGAAUCUCAAAGACAAAAUUAUAGAUAUAACUAUAAUGCAUCUUUAUUACUUUGUAAACCAGUAUUUCUAAAGCUUUGUGGAAUAAAUAAUCAUUUUCUUUUAGCAAUUCAAAAACAUUUACAAGAGAAUGGGCUAACUGAAAGAACUCAUAGAAAUACUGGAUGUAUAUUUAAAUUAAAAAGUAAAGUAUAUCUUGAUUCUAGUAUUACAUUUUCAGUUAAAUGUUUUUUAAAACAGUAUGGAAAUAUUAAUGGACUUCCAUCUCCUAUGAGAUAUAAAAAUGAAUCAGAACCAUUUAUUUAUUUACCUACUGGAAAUAUAUAUACUUCAGUUUAUAAUGAAUUCAAAUAUUUUUAUAAAGAAAAUGGUGAAAAUACAAAAGUUAUUUUCUAUUUUACAUUUAGAAGACUUUGGUAUGAAAUAAUUCCUUAUCUCAAAUUUCAACCACCUGCAAGUGAUCUUUGUGAAGUAUAUCAAAAUCAUAGAGUUAAUACAAUAAGCAAUAUUGAACAUGUUAUUAAUAAUUCUUCAAAAGGAAACAACCCAAUUUUAUAUAAUAAUGAAUUAGGUUGGACUUGUAGUUUAUCUACAGAUAUUGGAAAAGUUUAUGCAUCAACUGAAUCAGGCAGAUCAGAAAUUUCAUUUCAACUAUUAUGCAAGAAUAAUUUUGAUAUUAAUACUACACUAAAAACUAUUCUAAUUAAAUUAUUAGCAAAAGAAAGAAAAUACUAUUUAUUUACAAAAAUUAGACAAUAUAUAGAUGACCCAUACAAAGAUGUAUAUUGUGCAAAUCUAGAAAAAACUAAAGAUGAAAAUAAAUAA